AUGUGAAGAGGUAGAAAAGAAGAACAUGAGACGUAAACACGCCGCCGGCGGCCGCUAAAAAGUAGCUUUAUUGUGUUUACGAUUGAGUUUCUUCCCAAUUUUCUUAUCAAAUCGUUGUGGCUUUACGGCGUGUUUUGUUCCUGGGUCCCUUGUAACUUCUUAGCCAGCAAAAUGGCGAGUGGAAUGCUGUAUGGUGGCGACGAAAUCGGUGCGCUAGUGUUCGACAUAGGCCAUCACUCUCUGCGUGUAGGUUAUGCUCAAGAAGAUUCGCCUAAAGCUGAAAUUCCUGCCGUUGUGGGCAUUGCGGAAGAUGGAAAUUCGAAUGCAGUACUUCAGACUGAUGCCAUGGAUAUUGACGACAAGAAGCCCGACAAUAACAUUACCCAGAACGGGAACAAGUACUUCAUUGAUACCACCAUCCUUCAUGUCGCAAGAAAGGGAAUGGAAGUGACAAGUUACAUGAAAGAUGGAAUGAUUGAUGAUUGGGACCUCUUUGAAAAAGUAUUGGACUAUACUUAUGCCAAAAGUAUUCAGUCAGAAUCCAUGCUUCAUCCAGUUCUUAUGUCAGAAGCUCCGUGGAAUGUGAGAUCCAAACGAGAGAAGCUGACUGAGAUAAUGUUUGAGAAGUACAACGUUCCAGCUUUUUUCCUUGUUAAAAAUGCUGUGCUUGCUGCUUUUGCAAAUGGCAGAGCGACAGCACUUGUCGUGGACAGCGGAUCAACCCACACCUCUGCUGUGCCUGUCCAAGAUGGUUUUGUUCUUACCCAGGCCAUUGUCAAGUCUCCUCUUGGUGGAGAUUUCAUUUCCAUGCAGUGCAAGCAGCAUCUUAUGGAUUCUGAUAUAGAUCUGACUCCUUCUUAUAUGAUUGCCAGUAAAGAGGCUGUGAAAGAGCGUGAAAAACCCAGAUAUGUGAAGAAGAAAGUUAUUCCUGAAGUGACUCAGUCAUGGCAUAACUAUAUGACAAAAAAGGUGGUUCAAGAUUUCCAAAUCAGCGUUCUUCAAGUGUCUGAAACACCGUAUGAUGAAAAAUCAGUCUCCUCCAUUCCUUCAGUGCACUAUGAGUUCCCAUCUGGCUAUCAUCAGGACUUUGUCAACGAGCGCUUCCUCAUUCCUGAGGCUCUCUUUGACCCCAGUAUUGUGCCAAUGCGAGGAGGUGUUGUGGGCAACACCAUGCUUGGUGUGGGACACAUUGUUACAACAAGUGUUGGCAUGUGUGAUGUUGAUGUAAGGCCUGCAUUAUAUGGGAGUGUGGUCGUUACUGGUGGAAAUUCAUUCAUCCAAGGAUUCCCUGAGCGUUUGAACAGAGAUUUGUCCAUGCGCAUACCAUCAAGUAUGAGGUUGAAGAUGAUCAGUGCCAAUGGAUGCAGCGAGCGUCGGUUUGGUGCCUGGAUUGGUGGAUCAAUUCUUGCAUCCAUUGGAACCUUCCAGCAAAUGUGGAUAUCAAGCCAAGAGUAUGAAGAAGGUGGAAAAGGACAGGUUGAUAGAAAAUGUCCAUAGACAACUAGCUAAUAAGUUUGUGUAAGGCUUAACUCUUAAGAUUUUACCAAAAUAUUAAUUUUUCUCAUAUUUCUACUUCAAUAUUCAACUGUUUAGAGGAUUUUUUUCUGACAUGAGUGUAUUUGGUACUCAAAAAGAAUUUAUAGCAUUGUAAAACAUCAGUUCUAACUGUGAAUAAGCAUACAAAAAAAUUGUAGGAAGAUUUUCAUUGAUUGAAAUGUGAUUGCUUUCUAUUGUAGGUUGCAUUGUGAUUUUUUCUUCUUUUGAAAUAAUUUUAUAUGAUAAUAUCAUGGAGGUCAUAAUUGUAAGUAAUUAUGUGUUGAUUCAAAGUAGGUAUGGCUAGUUGGAAUCAGAUCAGGUUGGUUUACAGUAUUAUGGACUGUGGCUGCCAUAACAAAAAUUUGUCUUGUUAUUGAUAUUGUUAUUCUGUCCCCUUAAAGGGUCUGAUAAUGAACUAGCUUGCCACAUUUUAAAUGACUAUGGUUACAUUGAAUGAUUAAGUCACUUUUUCAUUCAUCAUCCUGUACCUAUGAGGGAGAGCUCCCUGCAUCACAGAUUUCUGUGUCUAAAUUAUUUGGAUGUUGUGAUCUGUGAAAUAGAUAUGGCUUAGAUGUAGGUAAUUUAGUCAACAUGUUCUGUGUAUCACCUGGAACAAAUUUGUCUGGGCAUAUGAAGUUGUACAUAUAUAAAAUUAAAAAACAUACUAUAUUUAA
This is a messenger RNA of Thrips palmi, 2210 nucleotides long. It is a transcript of the gene Bap55, whose product is annotated as actin-like protein 6B. The record is from RefSeq and is a predicted model, not a curated record. Gene Ontology annotation, cellular component: SWI/SNF complex; NuA4 histone acetyltransferase complex. Bases 172 to 1497 code for a protein of 441 amino acids. Gene Ontology annotation, molecular function: chromatin binding. The transcript is spliced from 5 exons. Gene Ontology annotation, biological process: nervous system development; regulation of transcription by RNA polymerase II. NCBI's taxonomy places the organism in Eukaryota, Metazoa, Arthropoda, Insecta, Thysanoptera, Thripidae.